Molecule: messenger RNA, 843 nt
Organism: Arctia plantaginis
Lineage: Eukaryota; Metazoa; Arthropoda; Insecta; Lepidoptera; Erebidae
Source: the annotation of a GenBank genome assembly
AUGAUAAACAAUGCUGAAGUUGCAGAAAAACGUUUAAUAGAAUUAAAGUCCAAGGUAGGAGAAUUAAAGACUGCAAAAAUUGAAGAAAAAAUUAGAGAUCUUACAGAGGAAAAUAAGGUACUUGAGUCCAAAAUUGAAUCUACUAAGGCUGAAUUAAUAAAAUUAGAAACGGCAAAUGGAAAAAAACAGUACCCAAUUCCUAGCAAAUGCAUCCCAAGAACUGUAGUGCAAGAAUCUAUAGAACCUUCUAAAGAUUCUUUAACAAAAAAGACCAAGGCAGCCGAUGUUUCUUCUGAUAGUAACUUAUCGAAGAAAAAAGAAAAGGGGGCUGGAGCCGUCAAUGAUGCCGUCAUUGACAUUCGAAAGUUAGAUUUCAGAAUCGGAAAAAUUAUUGAUAUUAAUAAACACCCUGAUGCCGACUCUUUGUAUGUAGAACAAGUUGACUGUGGUGAAGACAAAGCUCGGACAGUGGUAUCUGGACUUGUAAAAUUUAUACCCAUGGAAGAAUUAAAAAACAAAAUGGUGGUGAUUCUCUGUAACUUGAAGCCAGUCAAGAUGAGGGGAAUAACCUCAGAGGCAAUGGUUAUGUGUGCUUCAUCUCCUGAGAAAAUAGAAGUUUUAGAACCGCCUGCUGCAGCUGUCCCUGGUGAUUUAGUUCACUGUGAAGGUUUCCCACGAGAACCAGAAUCUGUACUUAAUCCAAAAAAAAAGAUAUUUGAGGCUUGCGCCCCUGAUCUCAUGACAAAUAAUGAUAAAGUUGCAUGCUAUAAAGGAAGUCCAUUAGUAGUUCCGGGUAAAGGACAUUUAUUAGCUCCCACAUUGAAAGGAGUUAAUAUAAAAUAA